AUGGGUGCCCUCAGGACCGUGGCUGGCUGGGGGCUUCUGGAUUACAAAACGGAGAAGUAUGUGAUGACCAGGAACUGGCGAGUGGGUGUCCUGCAGAGGCUGCUACAGCUUGGGGUUGCAGUCUAUGUGGUGGGGUGGGCCCUUCUUGCCAGAAAAGGCUACCAGGAACGGGACCUGGACCCUCAAAUUGCCAUCAUCACCAAACUCAAAGGCGUUUCUGUGACACAGAUCAAGGAGCUAGGGAACCGGCUGUGGGAUGUGGCUGACUUUGUGAAGCCGCCACAGGGAGAAAACGUGUUCUUCUUGGUGACCAAUUUUCUUGUGAUGCCGCCCCAAGUUCAAGGCAGGUGCCCAGAGCACCCUUCUGUCCCACUCGCGGCCUGCUGGACAGACAAGGACUGCCCUGAAGGAGAGAUGGGGACGCACAGUCAUGGCUUCAAAACAGGCCGGUGUGUGGUGUUCAACGGGACGCACAGCACCUGUGAGAUCUACAGCUGGUGCCCGGUGGAGAAUGGUGAAGCGCCUCGGAAACCCCUGUUGGCCCAGGCUGAGAACUUCACACUCUUCAUCAAAAACACUGUCACCUUCAGCAAGUUCAACUUCUCCAAGUCCAAUACACUAGAGACCUGGGAUGCCACCUACUUCAAGUGCUGCCGCUAUGACCCAACAGCCAGCCCGUACUGCCCUGUGUUCCGCAUCGGUGACCUGGUGCAGGCCGCGGGCGGGGCCUUUGAGGACCUGGCCUUGCUGGGUGGUGCUGUGGGAAUCCACAUCCACUGGAAGUGUGAGCUGGACGCCUGGAGCUCGGACUGCCGACCCCACUACUCCUUCCAGUUGCAGGAGCGCAGCUACAAUUUCAGGACAGCCACUCACUGGUGGGAGGGCCCUGACGUGGAGGCCCGAAGCCUGCUCAAGCUCUAUGGAAUUAGAUUUGACAUCCUCGUCACGGGCCAGGCAGGGAAGUUCGGGAUCAUCCCCACAGCUGUCACCCUGGGCACUGGAGUGGCGUGGCUGGGUGUGGUCACCUUUUUCUGUGACCUGUUGUUGCUCUAUGUGGACAGAGAAGCCCGUUUCUACUGGAGGACCAAGUACGAGGAGGCGAAGGCUCCCAAGGUGACGGCCAACUCCAUGUGCAACAAGCUGGUAUUCAGCACCCUCUUAACCGGCAGCUGCCUGAAGGCCCAGAAGCAGCUACUUUGUCGAAAGGCAGCCUCUCCAGCAGCCGUGCACCAGGCCUCUGGCUGGCAGGUGGAGUUAGAAGAGUGA
This is a messenger RNA of Elephantulus edwardii (Cape elephant shrew), 1266 nucleotides long. RefSeq names its product purinergic receptor P2X, ligand-gated ion channel, 6 (gene P2RX6). Gene Ontology annotation, biological process: monoatomic cation transmembrane transport; response to ATP. The record is from RefSeq and is a predicted model, not a curated record. Bases 1 to 1266 code for a protein of 421 amino acids. The transcript is spliced from 14 exons. Gene Ontology annotation, molecular function: ATP binding; extracellularly ATP-gated monoatomic cation channel activity; purinergic nucleotide receptor activity. NCBI's taxonomy places the organism in Eukaryota, Metazoa, Chordata, Mammalia, Macroscelidea, Macroscelididae. Gene Ontology annotation, cellular component: nuclear inner membrane; plasma membrane.